AUAUUGGCUUCGGGGAAGCUCCUGUGUGCAGUUUCUCUGUUUUGUUUUUUUUUCCAGCGGAUUUAAAGUGACAAGAAGCGGCUGCGAGUUGGCGGAGGCGACGCAGAGCUAUCGCGGUUAUCGGUUGAAUGGCGUGAACGGCUUUUUUUUUUUUCUCCCUUUUCCCUCUUCAACCUACGUAGCUCAUUAUAUUUUUGGAUCUUACCCAGCGAAGAGUUGUUGUUUUUCACCCCGAAAAAAAGUGGACGCUCCCGGCUGUGUUUGUGUGUGUUUGUCGGUGGUGGUGGAGGGGUGGGGGGGAUAAAAACAAGACAAAAAAUGUCCGAUGUUCGACUUUCCAGCGGGAGCCCGACGUUGGAGCGGAGCGAGCCGCGCUUGUCGGGGCACCCGAAGCCGUCAGCCUGCCGCAACCUCUUCGGCUCGGUGGACCACGACGAGCUCCGGCGGGAUUUAAAGGGACACCUGCGGGAGUUGGAAGAGGCCGCCGCCGCUAAGUGGAGCUUCGAUUUCGCCUCGGACGGCCCGCUGGAAAACAACGCCGGGUUCCGCUGGCAGCUGGUGGACUGUUGCGACGUGCCGGACUUUUAUACGCGGCCGCCGAGGCGGGGGGCUUCGGGGAAUAACCGUGUGGAUGUAAACGGAAACCACCGCUGUGUCGUCGGGGAGCCAGAGGAGGAGCGAGCCGGUGGGCCGACGUCGUGCCCGGAGCAGUGCACCGCGUUGAGGAAGAGACCUGCCUGUCACGAGCCCUCAACCCAAAGUAAGAGGUCGCACAGCAGCCCGGCUGAGUUUCCCAACCGGAGCCGUGCCGCCGAACACACGCCCAGAAAGCGCAGCGGAAGCCCGGGGAGACAAACGUGAGACCGACGAACUGAAGAAGCAUUUUUCUCGGCGUACGUUUGGGGGGAAACCCUCCAGUGUUGGUCAACUUUUUUUUUUUUUUUUUUUUCUCGUUUUGGAAGAAGAGGAAGUACACGCAUCAUGAGAAACAUAUCAGCUCUCCUCAAGGACGCUGUUGAAGCACUGAAUAAGAAAAACACUAUAAAAAAAAAAGCAAGUUGUGGCACUCAAAAGAUUUUUUUGUUUUUGUUUGCGUAAAGUUACUGCCUCUGAAAAAGCAGUCGAUGUAGCAGUGUGCAAUUAGGUUUGAUUUUUGUUUAUUUGCUCCUUUUUGUACUACCUGUGUGUAUAUAAAUUAUAUUUUUUUUCUCCAUAUGUAGCACAUAAAACAACAUUGUGAUUUGAAAACAAAUCCUUUAUACUUAUAUAUUAUAUAUUAAAAACAAAACAAGGUGUGAAUUUUGAUUUGACUUGAAGAAUUGCAGUGUAGUUUGAUUCCAAAAUGCUGUUUUAUUAUUUACUGAAAGGCAGUCUUGACUUUGAAAAAAAUAAAUACAAAAUUAAUAAUAAAUACAAAUAUAUACAGUAUAUGUAUUUAGCUUAAGUCUCUCGACAGUGUAUCUUCACUCGGUCAUCUUCCAAACUGGUCAGUGAAGAGCGGUACAAAUGUAGCGACUAUUUUAUGUUCCCCUCGCAGGAUUGCAAAAAAAUUUAUUUUAUUCUAUUUAAAUGGCCCUAAUAUUUGUGAUGGAGGAUUUUUUUUUUUUCUUUUCUUGGAGUUUGAUUGUUUUCCAUUUGUGUUCCUUGCACACCUCAGCCUUUUUUACAAGCGCUGCGAUGGAGUUGCGAGGUACUUUUUGAAGAGAAAAAAAAAACGGUGCGAAAGGUCGCAGGUCGCGUGUAAAGUCCUCCUCUUCAAGUUGCCCGCCAUAAUUAACCCGGUUUGAAUGUUCUUACAAGACCAAACUGAUGGCCGCCAAGUGCUUCUUUUGACUUCACAUAGUUUGACUUUGUGAUAACUUUGAACUAAAUCCACAUUUAUAUAUCUGUUUGUGUUUAGCCUGCUGAGGAUGCUGCUGUUGGCGUCUAAAAGCUUUUUUUUUUUUUUUUGAGCCUAAUGUUCUGACCCAGUGUCAAACUGGACCAGAUGGAGAAACAUCAUCAGCUCGUCUCAGAAAUGCAGUCACUAUUGCCUGUGUACUUUUUUGUAAAUAUUUGGUUUGUACAUUCUUUUGUAAAAAAAAAAAGUAAAAAAAAAAAAAAAAAAGUAAAAAAAAAAAAACACUGAGAAAUUAUACUAACUUAUUUAUGUCGAGCUUUUUUGUAGAAUAUAAAAAAACAAAUGGUUAUUUUUAAUUCACGUUUAUCCAAAGUGGCAUUUACUUUAUUGUAAUUCCAUUUUUUUAAAGCAUUUUGUUUUUUUUUUGUUUUUUUUAUAUAUAUAUAUCUAUAUCAACAAGGUUGCAAACUGAGCCCAAUAAAAUAUUUGAUGUGGAUUUUUUUAUUUUUUUUGUGUAAUGUGUGGUUAUAAAAUGUUGCAAUCAAUUAAAAAGAUACAAUUGAAUCUAAAUAUACUUGUGGCUUAUUUAUUUUUAAUAUACGUGUGUGUGUUUAUUAAAAAUAAGUAUAUUCAGAUUCAAUUUUAUCUUGUGUGUUUAUGCCCUGCGAUUGGCUGGCGACCGGUUCAGGGUGUACCCCGCCUUGACUGGGAUAGGCUCCCGCACGCCCGCGACCCUUGUGAGGAUAAAGCGGUACAGAAAAUGGAUGGAUGAAUGGGUGGGUGUGUGUGUUUAGUUAAAGGUUUGCCUUUUUUUUUUUCUGGAAAAAUACAAGAAGUAUGCAAGUGAAUUCCAUCCCAGUGUACACGUACGAGCAAGCUGAUGAUUGACAGGCGGCUUGUCCAAUCAAAAGGUGAGGAGAAAGCAGCCCAAUCUCUUCAGCCAGUUACAUUGUGUAAUUUAUCACAGGAAAAUGGCUUUCCUGGAGAGAAAAAAAAAGAGCCAACAACACAAAAGCAGAGGUUAAAUAGUGAAAGCACAAACACAUAAUUAAAAAAUAUGUUCUUGUUUUUUUCCCCCUUAAAGUGUUUUUGAGCAAACGGAUUUUCUGUGGGUGUUUUAGUGUGGCAAGUGACAAGCUGAGCGGGAGGGAAACGCCCUCUUUUGUGGUUAGUGCACUUAGGAUUUGCACAAUGAGCUUAAUGUCUUCUCAAAAUGGAUCUUAGUUCACGUACAGUAGGGGUAAAUCCCUUUUUUAUUUGGCAUGACA
This is a messenger RNA of Phyllopteryx taeniolatus (common seadragon), 3108 nucleotides long. It is a transcript of the gene cdkn1bb, whose product is annotated as cyclin dependent kinase inhibitor 1Bb. The transcript has 3 exons. The coding region runs from base 319 to 861 and encodes 180 amino acids. Lineage: Eukaryota; Metazoa; Chordata; Actinopteri; Syngnathiformes; Syngnathidae. Gene Ontology annotation, cellular component: cytoplasm; nucleus. Gene Ontology annotation, molecular function: protein-folding chaperone binding; cyclin-dependent protein serine/threonine kinase inhibitor activity. The record is from RefSeq and is a predicted model, not a curated record. Gene Ontology annotation, biological process: regulation of cell cycle; G1/S transition of mitotic cell cycle; negative regulation of cell population proliferation.